CAUUGGAGAGUUCGAGUAUGCUGACAACCACAGGUCUGGUAAAAUUGUGGUCGAACUGAAUGGAAUGCUUAACAAGUGUGGGGUCAUUAGUCCUCGUUUUGAUGUUGGUGUUAAGGAGAUUGAAGGUUGGACUGCCAGGUUGCUUCCUUCAAGACAGUUUGGAUAUAUUGUGCUCACCACUUCUGCUGGCAUCAUGGACCAUGAAGAGGCUAGAAGAAAGAAUGUUAUUUCUUCGAGAUGUUCCAUAUUAUGUUUGUAUGCUGUUUAUUUCUCCGUUUGUUGAAAUUUUCAUGCUUGCAACCAAGAUGCAUGACCUAUGUUUAUGCAGGCACAAGUGGGAGAUUGUCAGGCAGUGGUUCCAACCUGUAGAGGCUUCAAGGUUGAGAACUAAAAUCUGGAAGUUUCUCAAGGAAGAAUUUCAAAAUGCAUCCAAGUCUAACUGCUCUAAAGAAUCUUCUCCUUUGAGUGAUGCUUCUGAUGAAUGAAUUGACAAGUGGGAUCCUUUCUGAAUCUACACACAGUUGGUGCAUAUUGUCCAACCAGUCAAUCAGUUAAUCUGCCGUGAAAAUGAUCUUUUGAGUUUAGUAACUGGAAAAAUUAGUCUGAUUUCGAAUUUUAUGAAAGACAGGUAAUACCAUUGCUCAGAACAAGGCAUAGAUCUUAGUCAUUUACAUUACUGACCAUUUUUGGCGAGUUAGAAUCCUUCUCUAGGAUGAGGCUUCAACUGUAUAGUAGGAAACAAAAAUAGUGAGGGUGGACUUUUCUAGGUAAUG
This is a messenger RNA of Rosa chinensis, 773 nucleotides long. RefSeq lists its product as uncharacterized. The transcript is spliced from 3 exons. The record is from RefSeq and is a predicted model, not a curated record. Lineage: Eukaryota; Viridiplantae; Streptophyta; Magnoliopsida; Rosales; Rosaceae. The coding region runs from base 60 to 485 and encodes 141 amino acids.